This is a messenger RNA of Ascoidea rubescens DSM 1968, 573 nucleotides long. RefSeq lists its product as uncharacterized. NCBI's taxonomy places the organism in Eukaryota, Fungi, Ascomycota, Saccharomycetes, Ascoideales, Ascoideaceae. The transcript has a single exon. The record is from RefSeq and is a predicted model, not a curated record. Bases 1 to 573 code for a protein of 190 amino acids.
AUGUUGCUGGAGCGUUGGAAGAGGAAUGGAGGUGGAAUCGAAGCAGACAGAGUAGAAAGGGCAGCUAUAGUUCCAUUAAAUGGAGAAUCAGGAAACCCAGCCCAGAAGAGAUGGUGCAAGAGAAGGCGUUGGAGCAGCUGUCGAUGGAGGAGUUGGAGAUUAGCAAGCAGAUUUGCCUGGAGUGAAGAGCUACUUGUUCGAUCUGUUGCUUUUUGCAAGAAACAGCUGGAUCGAAAUGGAAGCAAUCUGGAUUCAAAGGGGAUGCGAUUUGGAUCAAAGCAGACGAGCAGAGGAAGCCAGAGAAGAAAGCAGCAGAUUCGUGUAGGCACCAGCGUAAACACAGCUGAGAGAGACGCUGAGGAGGGAGAGAGGAGGGAAGAAGAAGCUGCUGUUUGUGCUUCCUCUUCUUCCUCUUCCUCUUCUUCCUCUUCCUUUCCUUCCUCUUUCUCUCCGUCCCGUCCUGCCUCUGCUUCUCCUGCUUCUUGCACUUCGCUUGGCGACGAAACAGGUUGCGCCAGCGCUGCGCAACCGCCCAAAACCAGCGCACCACAACAGCGGUGCGCCCGUACUUGA